AUGCACAGAGUGACCACUACCCAAGCUACUCUAGGAAAUGACACCUGGGAAGAAGAAACAUGGCUAGAGGUUCUGAAGAAUUUCUCAUUUCCCUGCAGACCAGAGGAGAUAGUAUCUAAUGCUCCAUCAGAGUCAGUUCAUACUCUGAGAAUUUCUGACAUCAAAGUCGUCGGGGCCAUUGGGAACCUAGAAAUUACCCCAGAUGCAAGCAUCGACCUGAAACAGCAAAAAUGGAUUGAGAGAAACCAAACAGAGACAUGCACAGAAGUGGUGACAGUUCUUUCAGAUUUUAUCAAGAGGUUCAGUCCAUCUGUGUUGCCACUGUCAUGUCCACCUGUUGAUGAGACUUUGCCAAGAGUUGGAAAUGAAUACCUGAUGGCACAGGCCACAGAACUGGUACAACAUAUGAAAAAGAACAAGGAACUGAAUUUUGAUAAUGACUGGAAGCUCAUCUAUGUCUUCUUUGACUCCCAGAUCCAGUGUCAUCCUUGUUUCUCAACUCAACAGGAUGAUCACAUGAACAGCAGCAUGCAAGAACUAACAGGAGUCUUGGACUAUUUGCAUCAGGAGGUCCCCAAAGCCUUUGUGAAUCUGGUGGAUGCUUCCGAAGCUUGGAUUCUAUCACAGAUGGAGGAUGGACCCAGGAACCUGAAGGAAGUGUGUGAGUGCUCAGAGAAUUAUUCUGAACUGGUCACAGCUUUGAAGAGAUGGUACUAUCAGGGGAACGAGACUCUUGGCCCCUCCCUGAACAAGUUGUCGCUUGUGCUUGCCUUGAGCCUCUGGAAUGGCAUGAUGGAUCCAACACUUGGAAAGGAAGAGUUAUUUUCAGAGGAAGAAGGAAUUACAGUGAAGUGUCCUACUGAGGAGCAUCCGUUUCUAGUCACCUAUCUAAAUCGUCAUUACCACCCCGACUUACCCCAAACCACCAAGAAGCCUGAGAAGAGAGAAGGAGCAGAAAUUCGAUGUCCUUAUAUGGAUCCCUCCAAUGUGGUGCCCACUUCAGUUCAUAAUUUGAGACCUGCUGAUAUCAAGGUGAUCGGAGCUCUGGGAGACUCACUAACUGCAGGUAAUGGUGCAGGAUCCCCACCUGGCGACAUCAUUGACGUCCUCACUCAAUACCGAGGUUUGUCUUGGAGUGUUGGCGGGAAUGAGAACAUCAGCACCGUCAGUACCCUAUCAAACAUCCUCAGGGAAUUCAACCCAUCCCUGAUUGGCUUCUCCACUGGCACUGGAGACCAUUACAGCACGAAUGCCUCCCUAAAUCAGGCUGUGCCAGGAGCCCGAGCAGAGGAUCUGUCUAACCAGGCUAGGAGAUUGGUGGACCUGAUGAAGAAUGAUACAAGGAUCAAUUUCCAAGAGGAUUGGAAGAUUAUAACCCUCUUUAUAGGAGGAAAUGACCUCUGUGGCUAUUGCAAUGACCCGGUUCGCUUUUCUCCUCAGAACUUCUCAGGAAACAUUGGGAAGGCUCUGGACAUCCUCCAUGAAGAGGUUCCCCGAGCCUUUGUGAAUCUAGUAAGUGUGCUAAGAAUUACCAGUCUGAGGGAGCUGUACCAGGAGGAGAAAGCUAACUGUCUAAAGUGGCUACUCAGCUUCAUUUGCCCUUGUGUGCUGAAGUUUGAAGACAAUUCUACGGAACACUCAGGCCUCAUUCAGUUGAAUAAACAAUACCAGGAGGCAACUCAUCAGCUGGUUGACAGUGGAAGAUAUGAUACUAAGGAGGAUUUCACAGUGGUUUUGCAGCCAUUUUUGGAGAAAGUGAAUAUGCCCAAGACCCCGGAGGGGUUGCCUGACAGCUCUUUCUUCGCCCCAGAUUGUUUCCAUUUUCACCGCAAGACCCAUGCACGUAUAGCCAGGGCGCUCUGGAACAACAUGCUGGAACCAGUUGGAGAGAAGAAUGAUGAAGUUCAGUUUGAAGUCAUUAUGGAUCUAAUUUGCCCUAGUCAGGAUCAGCCCUACCUUCGAACCUACAAGAACAGUAAUUACACGAAUCCAACAGCAGCAGCACCCACAGCAACAGCAACCACCAGCAGCCCUAAUCUGGAUUUUGGGAGCCAGCUGAAGUGUGGUGACACAACCCCCUCUACCUCUAUUCCCACCUCAGUACAUGCUCUGAAGCCAGCAGACAUUCAAGUUGUUGCAGCUGUGGGUGAUUCUCUGACCGCUGGAAAUGGAAUUCGCUCGAAACCAGAUGAUCCUUCUGAUGUUACUACUCAAUAUCGGGGACUAUCAUACAGUGCAGGAGGUGAUGCCUCACUAGAAAGUGUGACCACCUUGCCUAAUAUCCUCCGAAAGUUUAAUAGGAACCUAACAGGCUUCGCACUGGGCGUGGGGAGUGCUGAUGAUGCCAACGCCUUCCUCAAUCAGGCGGUCCCAGGAGCAAAGGCUGAGGGACUUAUAAAACAAGUCCAGACCCUGGUGCAGAAGAUGAAAACUGACCAGAGAAUUGACUUUCCAAGAGACUGGAAGGUGGUCACUGUGCUUAUCGGGACUAAGGACCUUUGCGACUACUGCACUGACUCAAACUUAUAUUCAGCCACCAAAUUUUCUGCUCACCUCCGAGAUGCCUUGGACUUCUUGCACAAAGAGGUGCCCAGAGCUUUGGUCAACCUUGUGGACUUUAUGAACCCCAUCAUCCUGCGGGAGGUGUUCCUGGGUAACCAAGAUAAGUGUCCAAUGCUGCAGGCGAGCUCUUCAUGUAACUGCCUCCUGACGGUCAGAGAAGGUUCUCCAGAGCUGGCCAGAAUGAAAGAAGUCAUCAAGGCCUAUCACAUCAGCAUCCGAGAGUUGGUGGAGUCAGGCCGCUAUGACACUCAAGAGGACUUCACGGUGGUACUGCAGCCUUUUUUUGAAAACACCAGUCUUGCCUUCCAGCCGGAUGGAAGUCCAGAUGUCUCCUUCUUUGCCUCAGACUGUAUCCACCCAAAUCAGAAAUUCCACUCCCAGCUCUCCAGAGCCCUUUGGAACAAUAUGCUUGAACCAUUAGGGAAGAAGAUGGAUUUCCUGAAUUUGGCAGCAGAUACAGCUCUAUCCUGCCCAACCCAGGAGGAGCCCUUCCUGAGGACCUACAGGAACAGUAACUAUACAUACCCAGCCAAUCCUACUAUUGAGAACUGGGGCAGUGACUUCCUGUGCCCUGAGCAGGAGCUAUCCAGCAGGGCUCCCACAUCAGUCCACCAGCUCCAACCCGCUGACAUCAAGGUGGUUGCAGCUCUGGGAGAUUCGCUGACUACAGCUGUAGGAGCUGCAGCAGAAAACAUCGCUAACCUGUCCACAGCUUGGAGGGGACUGUCCUGGAGCAUUGGAGGAGAUGGAGUCUUAGAAACUCACACUACUUUGCCAAAUAUUUUGAAGAAAUUUAACCCCCAUCUCCAUGGAUUUUCCACCGGUACCCAGAAGGAGACAGCUGGACUAAAUGUAGCGGCAGGAGGGGCCAUGGCACAGGACAUGCCAAGCCAGGCCCGUGAACUAGUGGAUAGAAUGAAGAACAGCUUGGAAAUUGACCUGGAACAAGACUGGAAGCUAAUCACCAUCUUUGUUGGAAGCAAUGACCUCUGUCACUAUUGUGAAAACCCGGAGGCCCACUCGGUGAAAAAUUACACACAGUCCCUCCAACAAGCACUGGACAUCUUCUACAAAGAGCUGCCUCGAACCUUCAUCAACGUGGUAGAAAUUAUGGAGUUGGUCAGUCUACGCCAGAUAAAAGGGGAAAAAUGUGAAGUGACGACUGAAUCCAUUUGCCCUUGCUUUGGACGUUCCCUGGAUAAUUCUGAAUUGCAAGAAAUGAAGAACAUUAAUAGAGAAUUCCAGAGUGGCAGCUCAAUGAUCACCUACAGUUACCAAUACACGGAGCGGGAGGACUUCGCUGUGGUGGUGCAGCCAUUCUUUCAAAACACUGUGGUCCCAUUUGAUGAUAAAGGAAACCCAGACCUGAGCUUCUUCUCUGUGGAUUGUUUCCACUUCUCUGAGAGGGGACACGCAGAGAUGGCCAUCGCCCUCUGGAACAACAUGUUGGAACCAGUGGGCCAGAAGCAGACCUACAAUAACUUUACCUACAGCCGGACAAAAGUCAAGUGUCCAACCUCUGAUAACCCCUACUUCCAUACCUUGAGGAAUAGUGGGCUGUUUCGACAGGAAGCCGACGAGUCCUCCAAGGUCCCCUACUGGGCCGUGCUGCUGGCUGCUGUUGCCAGCUUCGUGGCUGGUGUGGUGUUGGUGAUGGUGUGGAGGCCCAGGAGAUGCUCCAGAAGGGAAGAGCGCCCUAUAAACCUUGUGUCCAGAGGUUUUUAAGCAUCAGCUCCCACGGGAACUACCUUAUAUCAAACUCCUCCCCCCAAGGCACUCCCCCAGGGUUCUCUCUACCUCAGCCAGCCCUUGCCAACAUCCAGAUCAUUAAUUUCAAUGUCUGGUGACCACUGGAAUCCUCACGGAACAGCAUCAGCAUUCUGGGGCUAGGUCUCCUGAAAUCACUUUGCAAGCCAUUUAAAAUCGAAGACUAAUAUUUUUAAAAUAAAGGCAAAAAAGCCUCCCUACUCUUAGAUUAA
Molecule: messenger RNA, 4541 nt
Organism: Vombatus ursinus (common wombat)
Lineage: Eukaryota; Metazoa; Chordata; Mammalia; Diprotodontia; Vombatidae
Gene: PLB1
Product: phospholipase B1
Exons: 57
Coding region: 1-4287 (1428 amino acids)
Biological process (GO): phospholipid metabolic process
Molecular function (GO): glycerophospholipase activity
Source: RefSeq, a predicted model, not a curated record